CUUAUCUUAGCGCGCACAACCAGGUCCCCCACCCGCUACAAAACCAAAAAAUUCGAGGUGCAACGCCCGGAUCGAGCUUGAAGAAAAGAAAGGCUCCGGUUUGCCUGCGACGACUUUCCCCGAUCCUCCGCGACCCGCCCAACUCCCUUGUUCCUACCCCAUCAGCUUCCUCCAAUUUUCUACGACCGGGGAACCACACCACACCCACCUCGCAGCACUUCAGGAACAGGACAGGAAGGAAAUCCGACAAUAUGGCUGUUGAACAAGAGCACUUCGUCCACCUCGCCAGGCCCCUAGCGCCUACGUCCAUGGGUUUUACCGGUAGUGCCCCGCUUACCGUCAACGUCCAGCCCCAAGCCGUAUUCUCCGUCAUCGACCACGCCGUCCGCCGCGACACCCGCGACACACAGUCGACACGAGUGAUCGGCGCCCUCGUCGGCACCCGCAGCGAAGAUGGCAGCGAGGUGGAGGUGCGGAGCACCUUUGCGAUCCCGCACACGGAGAACGAGGACCAGGUCGAGGUCGACGUGGAGUACCAAAAGAACAUGCUGGCGCUGACGCUCAAGGCGUCGCCGCGCGAGACCCUUCUCGGGUGGUACACGACCUCGCACGAGCUCAACAGCUUCUCGGCCCUCAUCCAGAACUUCUUCGCCUCGCCCGAGACGGGCACCUUCCCGCACCCGGCCGUGCACCUGACCAUCUCGACGGAGCCCGGCGCGCCCAUCGCCACCAAGACGUACAUCUCGGCGCCCGUGGCCGUGUCGCCCGACCGCGCCGCCGAGUCGUGCCUCUUCAUCGAGGUGCCGCACAAGCUGCUCUUCAGCGACGCGGAGCGCGCCGCGCUGGGCACGGCGUCGGCGGCGGCCGAGACGGAGGCGCGCUCGGCGCCCGUCAUCUCCGACAUCGAGACGCUCGCCCAGUCGCUCGAGUCCGUGUCGGACCUGCUCGAGCGCGUCUCGGGCUUCGUCGGCGAGGUGCUCGACGAGGAGCGCGACGGCAGCCACGCGCUGGGCCAGUACCUGAUGAACGCCCUCUCGCUGGCGCCCAAGGUCUCGAGCACCCAGAUCGAGGCCGACUUCAACAACCACGUCCAGGACGUGCUCAUGGUCAGCUACCUGGCCAACACCAUCCGCACCCAGAUCGACCUGGCCCAGCGCCUGGCCACCGCGAACCUGGUGGGCGGCGACAAGGAGGGCGGCGAGAAGGGCAAGGAGGGCGAGGAAGGUGGCGGCCGCCCCGGGAGGGGAGGCAAGCGGGGCGGCCGGGGCGGUGGUGGACAGCGCGGGGAACCGAGGGAGCCGAGGGAGCCGAGGGAGCCUAACGAGUAGAAAGGGGGAGAAGAUGAAUACUACGAAUGAAGAAAAGAGUAAGCGGGUUUCUUCAGGGCGGAAAUUCUCUUGUUAUUCACAACAUAUCCCAUCAUCUUCGUCUGUCUCACUCGAUCCGCCUGUUGGGUUUGGUUUCGUGCAAACAGGAAGGGUCUUGGGGCUGGGGAUCAGAAUAGGGAGGACAUUCCGCUCGAAAUGACAGCGUGGGCAGCUAGACGGCGGUAUUGAGUAUAUGUUGUAGGGGAGGGAGCACACCAUUCCGAGAUAAACCGUCUCUAGGUGGCGUUAAGUCUCUGGAGAUACUGGCUGGCUCUACACGCUAAACAAAAAAUGGGAUGCCAUGGCGUUGGGCGGCAGGCAGUCGUAGCAUAGAAACGGCUAAGGACAAUAUGAGAUUCGAUCACGGAACAAAGCAGAUGACAUUUCCUCUUUGA
Molecule: messenger RNA, 1762 nt
Organism: Chaetomium fimeti
Lineage: Eukaryota; Fungi; Ascomycota; Sordariomycetes; Sordariales; Chaetomiaceae
Product: eukaryotic translation initiation factor 3 subunit F
Exons: 2
Coding region: 252-1328 (358 amino acids)
Biological process (GO): translational initiation
Cellular component (GO): eukaryotic translation initiation factor 3 complex, eIF3m
Molecular function (GO): metallopeptidase activity; translation initiation factor binding; translation initiation factor activity
Source: RefSeq, a predicted model, not a curated record